AUGCCGCCAAAAUACAGCGGUGGGAAGUUCUCGGAGGUGCAAUGGACAGAGUUUCAAUCUUGGAUGCAGACACAACUGGACCAGAAGUUCCGGGAGCAGGAAGCAAAGAUCAAAGAGGUCUUCGACGGCUUGAACUCUCGAAGUUGGCAAUUGGGCGAUGCACGACUACAUGCAAUAAGUGAAAUGUCUGCAAGGCACAGCAUGGGAGCGGACACGGAACCGGGCAUCAGCAGCACAUCGCUUCCCACACUGCGGCUGGACGACUCGAUAGACGUCGUGGCUGAGCCCGUCUCUCCGCACUCCGAGCACUCGGACAUCAAGCAUACUCCCCACGUUACUCGUAUCUUGGGGAAGGAGGUGGUGAGGGAGAAGUUGAAAGCAAACCAGCCAUUCAAGGCAUUUGUGAAGAAGGGCCUCGAUUUCUACAUGGCUCUUGUUGUUCUUGCCAACCUCGUGUGUAUCAUCGCCAUGACAGAGUGGACGGUGCAUCAGACGGACCUGGCACUAGGGCUGACUGAUGCAGAAUGGGCAGGUGCUUCUCUCGAGACCUUUGAACUUCUUGAAUACGUCUUCUUCGGCAUCUAUCUGCUGGACGUGCUUCUUCGCAUGGGCACUCUAAGGAGGGAGUGGUACUUUGACCAAAUGGAGGGUAUCAUGUACCUCAACAUCUUUGAUGGAGUGCUCGUCCUGAUAAAUGUCUUCGAGUUGGUUGCACUUCCCGCGAUGCUUUCCGGAGGGGCCGAGCAGCAGCAUGCGACAACCAUUCGGGUCAUCAAGCUGGUGCGCAUCGUCCGAACGCUUCGCAUCUUCAAAACA
Messenger RNA from Symbiodinium sp. CCMP2456, 816 nucleotides. The record is from the annotation of a GenBank genome assembly. NCBI's taxonomy places the organism in Eukaryota, Dinophyceae, Suessiales, Symbiodiniaceae.